UGAGCAGCAGCAGCAGAGUGAGCUGAACUUCACAGGGAGAAGUGUGUGUCCAUCACGAGUGGACGAGAGAGGCCACCGGGCACCGAGGGGACGCUCUUCUGGUGAGAGGACACUGAGUUGUCUGUGUUGAGAGAAGCCCGGAGUGGAGCCCGGAUCCUGGGACUGAAUAAACCCCCCACAGUCACCGACGCCCCCCCUGCCUCCUCCGGUUGACCAGAGCAAACUGUCCUGAGCCGGACAGUGUCCUCGUCUCUGUCCUCUGCCUCCACAUGUUCCUUCAGCUGGAGCGGAGGGCAAGGCACGCAGCCUGCCAGCCGGGGUCAUGAUCUCCGUGACGGGGAUGGCGUUCAAGAGGAAGCUGGUUCUUGCCGUGUUGACCGCCGGCUCCCUGCUGUGUGUUUACAUCCUGUGUGUGAACCUGGAGGGGUCCUGGUCCAUAGAGCCUCUGAGAAACUUCCAUGGCUUCAGCCAGAAGCCAAACAGCAGCUCAGGAGACUCUGAGGAGCCUCAGGACAGAAGGAACAGCAGUGAGCGGUGGAGCCAUCCCUCACCGGCCUCCACCCGUCACCCAGAGCAUCCCUCUGCAGCCGCUCUGCAGAAACACACACGUGCACACACUCCGCCUCCAACCUCAGAGACUCAAACAGCCGCCGGGCCGCAGGCAGCCGCUAGGGCCACGUCCAGGCCUGAAGCUGUGGGGGGGACCCGGAGCAGCACCAGAGGCCCCACAACCCCCCAGUCCACUGAGUCUCCCUUCAUCGGAGACACACACUACAUGGGUGAAGACGUCCCUGCACAGACGAACUGCACCGACGGCGUCAGAAGCCGAGUCGCUCAGACACGGUUUGGUGGACGGUUCCUGAGGCGUGUCCCGGUCCUGCAGUGGGCCAAUCACGUGAGCCGAGACCAGUACCAGCGUCUGAGUCAGUACUCAGGACCUCAUGGCUGGGGGGGGGUCGACUACAACACGCUGCUGGAAACUCUCUCCGUCCUCAACUCCUCCGCUAACGGGCGGAUGCUGGACGACUGGAGCCGCCGCAGCAACGGGUCCUCGUGCUCCCGCUGCGCGGUGGUGGGGAACGGGGGGAUCCUGAAGGACUCAGGGAGAGGGCCGGAGAUCGACAGCCAUCACUACGUCUUCAGGACCAACGGGGCGAUCCUUAAGGGCUUUGAGCAGGAUGUGGGGUCUCGCACCACCCACUACACCUUCUCCACCAACACCUUGAUGAACUCCAUGUCCAGCUACGCAGGACUGGGCUUCACGGGACCGCCGCUGUCUCAGGAAACACGAUACGUCUUCCUGCCCGACCAGGAGCGGGACUACCUGCUGAUGAAGGCUGCAGCCACGCACACCGCGGUGGAGCGAGGGCCAGAGCGAACCAAAGAUCCCACCAGAUACUUCGGACAGGACGUGACCGCGGAGAAGCUGAAGAUGUAUCAUCCAGACUUCGUCCGUUACCUCAGGAACAGAUUCCUUCGAUCCGGGACUCUGAAAACACAAUACAAGAACAUCUACCGCCCCACGACCGGCGCCGUGAUGCUGCUGGCGGCUCUGCACUCCUGUGACCAGGUGAGCGCCUACGGCUUCAUGACCCCGGACUUUAAGAACUACUCUGACCACUACUACGACAAGACCUACCACCCGGUGGGCUUCUUCGUGAACCACGACAUGCGCAUGGAGCUGACUCUGUGGCAGCAGCUGCACCAGGCCGGCCUCAUCACCCUCUACAUGCACAAGUGAAUUCAGGUCGACAGGAAGUUACCUCAUCAGGUCUCUGGUCACGCUACGAGCACGAGGCAGGAAGUCGGUUCACGAUUCUCUGAACUGAGCAAAGUUAGCAAGAAGCAGAAGUUUUUCUUUUUAAUGAAGGAAGCAUUAUUUUUUUAAAGGUCAGCUGCUGUGAUAGUUUUAAUUUUUAGUUUAAUUUAUCAAAGACGUGUCUUUUAAUUACCUUUUCCAAGAGAGCUAGGGUUCGGUGAUUUGUAGAAUGAAUCAAAUUGGAUAAACAAACAAAUUUUCAUGAUCCCCAGAGGAUAGAUCCACUGAUUUCUCAUGGAGCGCCAUCUUCAGGUCACUUUUUUAAUUUUGUUUAUGAAUAUAGGAAUUUUUUUAUAUCUCUACAGUUGCCAGAUCAGAGACUUCAAAGGAAGAUGGACGACAUGUCUCUUUCUUCACAAAUCACCAAACUCUAGUUCAGGAGUUGACUGGCGCUCGGUCUUCUAGCUUCUUGUUGUGGUGCAGUGUGUUGACGAGUCGGCUGCUCAGUCGGCCUCUUGAUAAGAUCUGUCCCGGCCCUAAAUAGACGUCUGGACGCUGCUGGCAGUGACCGGCCGAGUCGGAGAUGGGCCAACAUCUCUCUCUCUCUGUGUGUGUGUGUGUUUACUGUAAGACGUUGGAUGGGAACACAAAUCAAACCUCUGCGAUCAUGAAGCUUUCUGGGACCUCUGAGUUUCUUCACUUUUCGGGACUUAACUUACUUCUCUCUGGUUUCUGGACGAGGUGCCUCAACGGGACGACCCACGCCUCUGUGCCUUCUUAAUGUGAAUCAGUAACUGGGGGGGGGGGGGGGGGGUUCAGGACGUUUCCACCAUGACGGCCUUUUCUCUGUGUUUGGAGUUCGAUGCCGUUGCCAAGGACUCGUCUGGAGGAACGUGUUCGUUCACGCUGCUUCACCCGGACGCCGCUCUGAUCCGUGACAAUAAAGGUCCAAGUUCAUCCAGAGUUAUUGAUCCAUCUCAGACCGAACUCUUAUCAUUAAAUAGAUGAUUUCAUGGUGUUCGAAUCAUUGAGGAUAAACUGUAGAUCUGAGGGAAGAAACCAAAGACUCACUGUAAAUCAGGGGAAUGUAAUGAAAUGUACUUUAUAAGUAACACAUCUGUUUUUACGAAGUGUCGUGGGAUGAAGGGGAAAGCUUUGAUGUGCAAUCUCAUUUUUUUAUUAUGACCUUUUUUUAAAUCUGUAUAAAAGCAAACUGUGAUUUUA
Messenger RNA from Platichthys flesus (European flounder), 2983 nucleotides. Its product is annotated as alpha-N-acetylgalactosaminide alpha-2,6-sialyltransferase 2-like. Lineage: Eukaryota; Metazoa; Chordata; Actinopteri; Pleuronectiformes; Pleuronectidae. The transcript is spliced from 10 exons. The record is from RefSeq and is a predicted model, not a curated record. Bases 323 to 1741 code for a protein of 472 amino acids. Gene Ontology annotation, molecular function: sialyltransferase activity.